AUGGCUGCCUUCGGGGAAAGCAGCAGCAGCAGCCGCCGCGGCGCGCCGAGGCCGGAGUGGGGCGAGGCGGGGCAGCAGGUGCUGGACGAAUUCACCGCCCCGGCGGCCCAGAGCGCCUUCCUGGAGCGGAGCCGCGGCUGCAUCGAGGGGCUCUUCCGGGUGCGCCUGGCCGUGCUGGGGGAGCUGAGCGGCGGGGCCUGGCAGCCCCGGCAGGGCGAGCGCCGCAUCUGGCUCAGCCUCCUCGGCCAGCAGGAGAGAGUCCGCAACGCCAAGGAAUACAUUAAAGGGCUUUGUGAACCCGAAUUAGAAGAGAGGGAGUAUUAUCCCAAAGAUAUGCAUUGUAUAUUUGUAGGGGCCCAGAGCCUCUUCUUGAAUUGCCUCAUUCAGGAUACCUGUGCUGAUAUCAGCAUCGCAGAGAUGGGGCUGCUGAAUAUCAAAGGCACAGCUGAGCCCGUGGUCAUGGCCAGAAGCCACAUUCAGCAGCUGGUGAACCUCUUCAGAAACAACGAAAACCUACCAAACGGCCGAGAGCCAGAAGUCAAGAAGCAGUUCAAACAACUUGUCGAGGCCCAUGCGGAUAAGUACACAAUGGACUUGUUGAUCCUACCGAGUUCACUGAAAAGAGAACUACUCAACCUCGCACAGAUCAACAAUUGCAGAAUGGAAGACAAAAUCAUAGACCUUACUGAAGCUGAUGGGUCACCGGAACGUCUGCCAAAUGAAACUCCGAAACCAUGCUCAACGAGCUGUGAUUUCAGAACAGGACUGGAGGAAGCACGAAACAAGGCGGGCACCCCCGUCACGGAGCUGACAAAGCAGAUGGACAUUGUCUUCCCUCAGAGCCCAGAAAAGCAUUUUGUACCCAUAAACGGUCUAACUUCACUCGAGACACCUGUUGGCAAAGAGAGGCAGUCGUGUAAAAGGAGAUCCUCAGAAUCUGAGGAGCGGCGUCCAAAGAAACAGUUUUCUCUGGAAAACAAUCAGGAGAGCAAACGGACGGCGUGCAGCCCGCCUGGUAACGUGAUAGUGAUCAGUCCGGUUGCCGACAGAAGCGACAAGUCAGAGGAUCCGAACCCAUGCCCUAAAGAAGGUGAUGAGAUAACCGAGGAAAUGGAAUACAGGAUUUUGGUCAACUUUUUCAAAAGCAUGGGCUAUUCUCAGCACAUUGUGGAGAAAGUGAUUGGCGAACUCGGACAGCUGGCUGAGCCCCUCCUGCUUCUGGAAGAAAUUGUAAAAGAGAGUAACAAGUCCUCGAAAGAGAACGAACUGGCUGCUCAGGCCAUUGGGACGCAAGCCUUGAAAGGCAAAGGCAGUCCCAGCAACCACCGCCACCGUGACCCGGGCCGUAAUUCUGAAGAGCCAAAAAAUGCCAAACACAAUGUGCUAUCUCCUCCUGGGGCCCAGUCCGAGACUGAACGCGAAUCGCAUUUGCGAGGCCUAAAUGAAACUGCCCUUGGCUGUGACAAAAAUCCAGUGCACAAAGAUCACCACGGUUUCUUCGGCUCGCAUAAUCGUUCCGAACAGUCUCGCGGUUCCCAGAAAAGUGCGAUAGAAAGUGAGGGCCAUGCGAUAGCACGUGACAAAUCUCAGGGGUUCAUGAAAGAUAGACCCAAAGAAGUCAACCUGGUAGCAAGAGGGGCCACAGAAAUGUCUCGCCAGCCAAUUCAGAAAGAAACCGUGGUGGGUCAAACAUGUGCCAAUCAGUCAGCCAUGAAGGGCUGGUGUCACCCUUCACAGCACAGAGCCAGGGAGCUCCCUUCUCAUCAAGCGAACCCGCCUGAGCAUUCUGCUGCUAACCCAGAAAGCAGACCGGGGGUUUCGUACAGUCAUCGCACUGACCCUUCGGUCACCGGAGUUCAGAGGUUUCUGGAAUCCCUGAAAACACCUUACAAGCUGGAACUGAAAAAUGAACCGGGCAAAGAACACUUAAAGCAUGUCAUACUAGAUGGUAGCAACAUAGCAAUCUCUCACGGACUAAAUAGGUUCUUCUCGUGCCGGGGGAUUGCAAUUGCAGUGGAAUAUUUCUGGAAACGCGGCCACCGAAGGAUUACCGUGUUCGUCCCGCAGUGGCGAACAAGACGAGACCCUUCCGUCACAGAACAGCACUUCUUAACCCAACUCCAGGACGUUGGUAUUUUGGCCCUCACCCCUGCAAGGGUUGUAUUGGGAGCCAGGAUCGCAUCUCACGAUGAUAGAUUUUUGCUCCAUCUUGCUGAGAAAACCGACGGGGUGAUUGUUACCAAUGAUCAUCUGCGAGAAUUUGUGGAUGAAUCAGCAUCCUGGAGAGAAAUUAUUCAAAAGAGGUUGCUCCAGUACACAUUUGUUGGAGAUAUCUUCAUGGUUCCUGACGAUCCUAUGGGGCGGAAUGGACCAGGAUUGGAGCGUUUCCUUCAAGAUGAGCCCCGUGUCAGGGGUGUUCCGGCACAUACCCACCUGGCGAGUGGAUUCCAUCCUUCCCCUAUGAAGCGGCACUUCCUGAUGGAGCCUAACGGCAGCGGACAAUCGGCAAACGGCUCGUUAUCCGGUCUCUUGCCUUCCUUAUUCCCACCGACACCCCUGCCUAACGCAGCUGUCCCCCCGCAUCCAAGAUCCGCCGCGGAAACGAACCACUUGAAAGAAGCCUUGAAAAAAAUAUUCCCUACCUCCGAGCAGAGGGCAAAGAUCGAGGCGAUACUGGCUCAGCACCCUCACAUGAGGGACAUGAACGCACUGUCCGCCAUGGUGCUCGAUUUAGUGUGACAUGAUACGACCGGGAACCCUCAAAUUUGCAGUUUGGAUUGUUAAUACAAAGAUAGUUCUAAGCUGGUGCCAGGCUAUCUGUGAACAGUCAAAGCUUAAUCCUUUUGUAUAAAAAACAAUUGUGAAUAUUCAAAGGAUGCGCAGAUGCCAGCUUUUCCUCUUUUUUUCCUUAUUCGUUUAAUUUAUGUUGCUUUUAUGAAUUUGUAUCGAUGAGUUUGUUUUGAAAGAGAACAAAUCUUUAUUUCC
Heteronotia binoei (common prickly gecko) is the source of this 2985-nucleotide messenger RNA. RefSeq names its product NEDD4 binding protein 1 (gene N4BP1). NCBI's taxonomy places the organism in Eukaryota, Metazoa, Chordata, Lepidosauria, Squamata, Gekkonidae. Gene Ontology annotation, molecular function: RNA binding. Gene Ontology annotation, cellular component: nucleus; PML body. The transcript has 7 exons. The record is from RefSeq and is a predicted model, not a curated record. Gene Ontology annotation, biological process: negative regulation of protein ubiquitination; negative regulation of proteasomal ubiquitin-dependent protein catabolic process. The coding region runs from base 1 to 2739 and encodes 912 amino acids.